This is a messenger RNA of Vespula pensylvanica (western yellowjacket), 2613 nucleotides long. RefSeq names its product lysophospholipase D GDPD1-like. The transcript has 7 exons. NCBI's taxonomy places the organism in Eukaryota, Metazoa, Arthropoda, Insecta, Hymenoptera, Vespidae. The record is from RefSeq and is a predicted model, not a curated record. Gene Ontology annotation, biological process: glycerophospholipid catabolic process. Gene Ontology annotation, cellular component: endoplasmic reticulum membrane. Gene Ontology annotation, molecular function: phosphatidylcholine lysophospholipase A1 activity; phosphoric diester hydrolase activity. Bases 714 to 1661 code for a protein of 315 amino acids.
UAUCGCUCCGUAGGUCGCGUAUUUAAAUCUUUUUUUUCGGAUAGAAAUAGUCUUUAAAUUACGAGCCCUUUCUUAAAAUAGUUGUAAAUAGCUAUCGGGAUUAAAUUAAGAAAAAUCUAUAUUGAAUGUCGAUUGUGAACUUGAAACACUUUUUUAAAUGUAUUGUACAUCGAUAAAUACCCCUUCAACUUAUAAUAUAGGUUAGAUUUAGACUUCGAAAAGAAAUUAUUUUAUUUAUCUUCUGAGUAAAGUUAAGUUCUAUUUUUCUCUCACGUGAUAAGAAGAAAAUGAAAAUAUAAAGUUGUUUUAUACAAUGUAAGAAAAAGAGAAAUAUAUUUAAGAGAUCUAUCAGAUUUUUUCUACGAAAAUAAAAAAAUACAUCAGUGCGCGGGAAAUAUACGGUUUAUGGAUAUCCAAAACAAAAGACAGAAGAUUAAAAAUUAACACAAUUUCUUAUUUCGGAUUAUUUUUUCAACUCUAUUGUUCGGCUUGAAACAAUUUUAAAUUAAAAUUUUAAUAAUCAACUUUAGGGCAAAAGAUGAAAAACAUUAUUUAAAAAUUAUGUUACAAACUCAUACUUUUCUGGUGAUACAAAACUCUUGUGACUAUUGUUAUUGGCUGGAAAACUACUAAGUGUGUGUCGUCUGCUACAUUGACUCAUUACAAAUGUUUCAAUUUAUAUCUAACAUGUGUUGGAUGUAAAACAAUAAAUUAUGUUGCUAUAUACAUUAAUCGGAGGUUAUGUAUUAACAUCAAUGAUACUUUUUAAAUAUCCAAGAUUGCUGCAUAAAAAGAAAAAAAUAAAAUUCAAUUGUCAUCAUAUUAGUCAUAGAGGUGGAGCAGGAGAAAAUUAUGAAAAUACAAUGUCCGCUUUUCGACGAGCAGUGGCUAUUGGUACUGAAAUGUUAGAAUUAGAUUGUCAUCUUACUAAAGAUGGUAAAGUGGUUGUAUCACAUGAUCAAAAUCUAUUGCGUAGUACUGGUACCAAUAAGAACAUUUCCGAAUUAAAUUAUAAAGAGUUACCACCAUUAAAACCACGUCUUCCAAUUGAUUUUGAUCCAGACAUGGAAUUUAUUGGUUCUGCAAAUGAAGAUGAAAGGCGUUUUCCUUUAUUAAGAGAAGUAUUUGAGGCAUUUCCAAAUAUUCCUAUUAAUAUCGACAUUAAGAUAAACGAUGAUGAACUUAUAAAGCAAGUUUCUGAUUUAAUUAUAGAAUUUAAACGAGAGGAAUAUACAGUUUGGGGUAAUUUUAGUGAUGAAAUUACACGUAAAUGUUACAAAAUGAAUCCAAAUGUGAAUCUAUUAUUUUCUAUGCGACGUGUUACAAUGUUAUUAUUUCUCAUGUAUACUGGAUUGUUACCAUUUGUACCAUUAAAGGAGACACAUCUAGAAAUAUUUUUACCUUCUAUUUACUUACAACGGAAGAAUAGAUCAAAUCCAACGAUCUUACCAUUAGAAAAACUAGUUGUACGGACUAUCAGUGUACUCUUAAUGAGACCAUGUUUAUUUACACAUUUAAGAGCACGUGGAAUACAUGUAUACUUUUGGGUCUUAAACAAAGAUGAAGAAUUUAAGAAAGCAUUUGAUCUUGGAGCAACAGGAGUAAUGACAGAUUAUCCUACAAGAUUAAAAUUAUUUUUGGAGAAUUAUGCCUUAGAAUAAUAUUGCCUGAUUUCUAAUAGGUUUAUGAAAUUAAUAUAUUAAAAAAUAUUUACUGUUUCGUAUUAGUGCAUUAAUAUGUAUAUCUUAUUUUAUAUAAGCAAAAGAAAAAUAUUUUCAAUUUUUAAUUUUAUGCACUAAUACCAAUCUAAACAAACAAACCAAUUAAACAUACCACAAACUGCAGAAAUAACCCAAACGCACUUUAAACCGCACAGUACAUUUUAAAGCUGUAACAAUUUAUAUAAAUUUAUAGAACUAUUAUGAGGCAUUUAGUUUAAAGUAUCUUUCUUGCUAUUGUACAAUAUUAGUAUAAUGCAUUUUUUAAAGUCUGCUGUAAUAUCUAAAAACUAUAAGAAAAUUACAAAUGUACAGUUUUAGUAUCAUAUUAUUAAACAGUAAAUAUAAGUUGCACUUUAAGUAAUUUGUUUCAAAUGCUUUAUGAAAUAUUAUGCAGCAAAUAUGUUACUUUAUUUUGUAUAAAAUUAAUAGACAUGAAUACUUUUUUUUAACAAUAUCACCUUGUAUAAGUACAUAUCUCGAUACUUGUCAGCAAAAAUAUGAUAAUAUAUUUGAUUAUAUCGUUAAUUAUAUAACUUUCAAAUUAUUAUUACUAUAAGGAUUUAUAAUAUUUUAUAAAAAAAUUAUUUUCCUAAUUAUCAUAUUGUGUUGAACACAAUUAUUUUUUAUAUUAUAAAUCACUAUCUGAACUCUGCUGGUAUGCCUUAAACAAUACAAUGGUGUAUUGUCUAUGAUAACGGAAUUUAUGAAACCAAUUUUAUAAAUAAGCAUUGUAAUGUAUUUCAUAACAUUUACCUAUUAUUAUUUAUAAUAGAAAAUGUGAACUUUAUAAAUACUAAAGAAAAAUAUGUAACUUAUAUUAUGUACAAAUUCAUGUAUCUUUGUAAUUUACUAUUUGUAAAUAAAAUUUAUUUCUUAUAUCUGUAUUAUCAUA